AUGACGGAGGAUGACCCAACUACUCCGCCUAUGAAGAGAGCCAAUAUGCUGAGCCUUAACGCGAAUGCACCAGGACUGAUGCGCAGCAACAGCUUUACAGGGCCCUCCAGCUCCCAUGACGAGGUACAAGAAUCGUUAAGCUUGGCCAUCCCUGACGAAGAGGGUACCCCAUUUGAAAUUAACCAGCUCAUUGGUAAGCCUGUGGAAAGAACCGUUACGAAAGAAGGGUGCGGGGUCGACGUUGUGCAAGGCGCCGUGGCGAGCUACUUCCCGGCCACAAAAAUGUUUCGCGUGAUGUACUUCGACGGCGAGUGUUGUGACCUUUCCUACCACGAAGUAUUUAACAAAAGUCAGCGCCUCGAGUGCUCCAUCAGCGUCGCCAAAGCGGCUAAAAACUCUUGA
This is a messenger RNA of Phytophthora infestans T30-4, 402 nucleotides long. RefSeq lists its product as uncharacterized. The transcript is spliced from 5 exons. The coding region runs from base 1 to 402 and encodes 133 amino acids. NCBI's taxonomy places the organism in Eukaryota, Oomycota, Peronosporomycetes, Peronosporales, Peronosporaceae. The record is from RefSeq and is a predicted model, not a curated record.